UGCAGCCUGCCCGCAGCCCGCCCAGCCACGGGCGCUGCGCGGCGCGGCCCCGGGAGCAGGCUCCGGCGGGACCCGGCGCGGCCGCUGCCAUGGGGCGGCCUGCGGACGAUCUGGGAGCUGGAAGCUCCUGAACCCUGUCUGCUCAGCGUGCGGAUCCCUCCUUGCCUGGGAACACCGGUGACCCUCCUGUUUGGGAGGGAGGCGCAGGUGAAGCUGAGCUCCUUGGGAUGAGGCCGUGCCUGGGGAAGAGCUGAUGGGAUGCGGAGUGCUCUUCCCCACAUUGUUUUGCUCCCGGCUGCUGACAAGCUGCAGUGCGUGGCUGCUGUCACAAGGUUGCCAACCACGUAGCUGAAGGUAGAGCACAGCAGGGGGAAGGAGCAGAGGAGAACACAAGUCUGCAGACCCUUCUUGUGGUAGGGAAGCAAUUCGUAGCCUCUAGCGAGACAGCCUUCUUCCCAGUCCACCCUGCCCUCCCUAGCCUUCCUGCCUUCAAAGACUUGCAUUGAGCGUGAGGUUUGUGUGAACAUCCAGCUUCGGGCUUUCAUCUUUUCCACUUAAAAAGAUGAGCUCUGUUCCUGUAAGGUGGAGCACUUCCUAAAGGGUGGCGUGGCUAAGCUGUGUGCUUUGGGAGCAUUGUUUCCAAGGGGCACGUUGGCCCCGCACAGGGAGGGUGCUGGUGGGUAAGGCUGAGCCGCAGCAUUGCUCAUGGAGCCGGUGACUCUGGGAAACGGAGAACUCCUAAAUUUAAGUCUGGAUGGCUUGGCUAGCAGUCAGGACACAAGAAAAGAUGUUUCUGAUGUCAUUUACCAUGUUGUAAGAGCUAUCUGAUGCAGCAGAGGCACAUCUAAUAUACAGGUUAUGGUUUCAAGACUGAAUUUGAGAGUAGAGGCUGGAGAAAAUACCUCCUAGAAAACAGCAGAAGUCAGGCAUUUUUGGAGAUGAAUUGUAAAAUUAACUUUUCCCAAGUGAUUAUGCUUUUUGUCUGCCUGGACCAAAAAAGCUUUUUUGCAGAUACAGGUGCUGAUGGUAUUGAAGAAUUUGAUGGGCUUUCAGGUUAGGAAGCCUCAACUUGAUUUAAAGAACCUGUGAUAACUUGUGUGAACUCUUGCUUUGGAUGCACAUGCAGGGGUGUUGACUUCUGAAAACAUCCUUUUGCUAAGUGAACAGAACAGUUUUCUAAACAGUAUAAAAAAUCACUUCCUCAGUGACUCAACUGUCUCCUCUUGUGAGGUUUGUCUUCAACAGUGAUACCCUCAGUCUCCACACACCUCAGGACAGGAAAGACCUGAAUUUAUAGCUUGAGUAAGCUGUGAAAGAUCUACAGGGUCUUUAUACAUCAGGAUGUACCUUCAUUCUUCUUUUUCAACACUCAGCAAGCCCAGGGUAAAGGAAUCUGGGUAAAUACUAUGGAAGGCUGCGUUUUUUUUUUCUCCAUGUGGCAAGGUAAGACAAAGACCUGUGAACUCUUUAAAUCUCUGCUUAAAUUGCUUAAUGAUUCACUGUCAAUUAAAGGCUGUACUACACGUACUUGUUCACGACCAGAGGAUUAACGCGAAGUUCAGCAUGAAACUGGCUGAUUGAACUGGAAAGACCUGAACAGGGAAGAGGAUGUAUAGCUCGAAGUGUAAGGAAGAGUUUUCUUCAUCAUGAAGAGAGUCAAACAUUGGAGCUGGUUGCCCAGAGGCUGGGCAGUCUCUAGUUUUGAAGGCUGACCACAGUAAACUGGAUAAAGCUCUGAUCGUGCUUGGAGGAGGAGAUGGGACUGGAGACCUCCUGAGGUCCUGAAAUAAGUUUGCGGAGGCCUCUCGCUGGGUGAUACCACUGGAAGAAAGUUAACUUUUGGAAGUGGGCAAUACUGACUAGUGUACAUCUCGACAAGGUCUCCAAGCAACACUUCCUGUAGGGCUGAAUGACAGCAGAAGCAGCCGGGCAAAUUGAUGAGCUUGCUUUGGGAGCCUACAAGUAGGCAAAACCAGAACGCACGAUGGGUCAGAAGGUCACAGGUGGGAUAAAGACUGUGGAUAUGAGGGACCCGGUAUACAGGCCUUUGAAACAGGAGCUCCAGGGACUUGACUACAGCAAACCCACACGUCUGGACUUGCUGCUGGACAUGCCUCCGGUGUCGUACGAAGUCCAGCUACUGCAUUCGUGGAACAACGACGAUCGCUCGCUGAAUGUAUUCGUGAAGGAGGAUGACAAACUGAUAUUUCACCGGCAUCCGGUGGCUCAGAGCACAGACGCUAUCAGAGGCAAAGUGGGAUACACGCGAGGACUGCACGUGUGGCAGAUCACGUGGGCGAUGCGGCAGCGAGGCACGCAUGCUGUGGUAGGGGUGGCAACAGCAGACGCCCCUCUGCACUCCGUAGGGUACACCACGCUCGUAGGAAAUAACCAUGAGUCGUGGGGAUGGGACCUCGGGCGCAACAGAUUGUACCACGACGGCAAGAACCAGCCAAGUAAAACCUACCCUGCCUUCCUAGAACCAGAUGAAACUUUCAUUGUGCCGGAUUCCUUCCUGGUGGUUCUGGACAUGGACGAUGGGACGCUGAGCUUCAUUGUGGAUGGGCAGUACAUGGGUGUUGCCUUUCGGGGACUCAAAGGGAAAAAGCUGUACCCCGUGGUGAGCGCAGUGUGGGGACACUGUGAAAUACGGAUGCGCUACUUGAAUGGACUCGACCCUGAACCACUGCCUCUGAUGGACUUGUGUCGGCGAGCUGUGAGGCUUGCUCUGGGCAAGGAAAGACUGAAUGAGAUCCCUACGCUGCCACUGCCAGCUUCCCUCAAGAGUUACCUGCUCUACCAAUGACCUUCAUGUUCCAGGAUCGAGAGUUGGAACCAAGGCAAAAUAUCCGGAGCUGACCCACUAGGAGAUGGGUUUGCCACCCUUGUGUCAUCGCUACUGUUGGAACUCCUUGGCCAAAGUACUUCUGUCACUGAUACAGCCUCCAUGUGCCCUUACUGGCAAGCUCUCAAGUAGUCCUUGUUUCAGAACCGAGUGUUUUUGUUCUUUGGAAGUCACUUCCCCUGCACACUUUAAGGAGGAAAAAAAAAAAAAGGAACACUUAGAAGCUCUGUUCCUCCCUGCUUCUCCUGAUAAAAGGCUGUCCUGCAUCCUUUGGGUUGUAGAGCCUGGGAGCAAGCUCUCCUGUACCAGCUGAAGGGAAGAACAUAGUUUAGGGGAAGGGAAGGCACUAGGAGUGGUCAUCUUAAGACCAGGUGCUAAGAACAGAAAGGCAUGGGGUGGCCAGCAGAGUUGGGAAGAGUCUGGAAUACCAAGAGGAAUUCAUUGCUGAGUUUUGAAAACCAAAAAAAACCCAAACCCUGAAACACCAAAACCAAGAACCCUUCCACCAGGACACUUAAAUUGGAGGAGGUGGUUAUGUUGCUGAUAUCUGUCUCUCUGCUAGGACUCCUUACCAUGUUUCAUAGACAGUAAACCUUGCUUUCUUGUUUAUCACCAUCACACUCGGUUCUCCUGUUCCAUUCUGUCCUGCCUCCUCUUAGUGGGUGUGACUCGGUUGGUUGAACAGUCACCCCACGUCUUCAUCUGCCCUCUUCCUCUUGACUUAAAACUGUAGGUUUUAGUCUGGGACUGAAGGGUUUCUUGCUGAUGUAAGGACAGGGAAGGGACAAACUUCUGCAAUAAAGUCCCUGGUGAGACAGACUGGAUGUCCUCAGACUUGUUACUCAGCUGUAGGUCCUGCCAUCUUAGGUCUGCUUUCUGUAUAGCCUGUUCCACGUUAAGGUUUUAGAGAAACACAGUAAUUCUCUAAGGGCUCUUCCAGGGAAUUCUCUUCUUGAAUAAGCUGCUUAGUCACCCAAACCAGGCUUUGUUCUGCCAUAGACCAUCAGCAUAAUCUCUGUUUAGCGAUGCAGCUGAAUAGUUCUGUCUGUUGCUUGGGGGUGAGAAGUUGUCCCAGGGAAGGUGGUGGCAGUGUAGCUGCGGAAGUGCCAUAAGCAGACCAGAAAUCCAGAAGGUGGUUGCUGCAGAAUGUAACUUGAGAGACUUCACCAGAGCCCAACGGGGUUGAUCUUCAAGCACAGCAAGAAAAUAAACCUCUCCAGAGCUGGGGGGUUGGCAGGGGAGAACUGCAAUAAACAGGACAAGCAAUUCAGGCAAAAUCAGCACAUCCCAAAUAGAUUCUUGCCUCAGUAGCCAAGUAAAGAGGAUGACACUCCUUUACUAGCAGGAGCUGCUCUCUUGACCUCUCCACAGGUUACUAUGCUGCCUUUCUGGGGUUAUUUUGCACAUUUCUUUGUCUUGAAAAAAUGUUUGUGUGGUUGGUUUUUUUUUGCUCUUGAGUUAUUCCUUCAGUUCUGUGUAGGUACAAAUGAGUUUAGUUGUUGAAAAUGUUAAUAUAUAUAUUUGUGGUGUAUGUAUAAGAACAUGUUUUAAACAGCUGCUGUAGGGUACCUUUUUAAAAAUAAACUACUUACAUAGUAUAUUUUUUAAAGCACAGAAUUGGUGCCAAGACUGGGUGGGGUAUGAUGUGCCCCUUUCUUUUUUAAUCUAAUAUUGUAUGAUUUUUUUAACAUAGAGGUUUGUACUAGUUUCUGUUACAGGGUGGGACACAAAUUGCACAAAAAAUAGUGUGUAUGGAGCCCUACUUGGUUGCCUUCGACUAGAACCAGUGUCUUCCUUAACUCCAGGGAAGCCUGUGUUCUCCUCACUUCUAACGCUCUUCAUGCUCCCUUGUCUCCAUCUCUUCUCACUUCCCCAGUACAUUUUGUACAGUUUUAAAACUCUCACUUCCUAUUUUAUGGCUGUAGAUAAUACUUGGUAACCUAAUAAACUUUAUUAAAUAUUGCUU
Messenger RNA from Cygnus atratus (black swan), 4811 nucleotides. It is a transcript of the gene SPSB1, whose product is annotated as splA/ryanodine receptor domain and SOCS box containing 1. The coding region runs from base 1985 to 2806 and encodes 273 amino acids. NCBI's taxonomy places the organism in Eukaryota, Metazoa, Chordata, Aves, Anseriformes, Anatidae. Gene Ontology annotation, biological process: proteasome-mediated ubiquitin-dependent protein catabolic process; intracellular signal transduction. The transcript is spliced from 4 exons. Gene Ontology annotation, molecular function: protein binding. The record is from RefSeq and is a predicted model, not a curated record. Gene Ontology annotation, cellular component: SCF ubiquitin ligase complex.